Danaus plexippus (monarch butterfly) is the source of this 7802-nucleotide messenger RNA. RefSeq names its product 1-phosphatidylinositol 4,5-bisphosphate phosphodiesterase classes I and II (gene Plc21C). The coding region runs from base 261 to 3545 and encodes 1094 amino acids. Gene Ontology annotation, biological process: phosphatidylinositol-mediated signaling; lipid metabolic process. The record is from RefSeq and is a predicted model, not a curated record. NCBI's taxonomy places the organism in Eukaryota, Metazoa, Arthropoda, Insecta, Lepidoptera, Nymphalidae. Gene Ontology annotation, molecular function: calcium ion binding; phosphatidylinositol-4,5-bisphosphate phospholipase C activity. The transcript has 21 exons.
GGUGGUUCAGUUUCGUCGUGUUGCGAGUAUGAUGGUAUAUUCGUUUUUUUGGCAAUAAUAAAGAUUAAGAAUAACUAUAUGAUGAAUGCUGAUUUAAGUUAAUGAUUUAUGGAUAAGUAAUUUUCGUGUCGUGUCAGUAUAAGUUGUGCCUUUGCCAAGUGAACCGUUGGUAGUUAUCUCAGAUCGACUCUGAGAGGAAGAUGACGGUUUUGAUCUGCGAUAUUGUUUUGGUUUUCGCAUAAUAGUGAUAGUUUUUCAAGAUGACUACAACAAAAUCUUCUAAAGUAUCUUUAAAACACAUUCAAGUGCCUAAAGCUUUGCAAGAUGGAGAGAAGUUCAUUAAGUGGGAUGAGGAUUCAGGGACCGGCCUCCCAGUUACAUUACGAGUGGAUCCCAAGGGUUUCUAUUUAUAUUGGACAGAUCAGAAUAUGGAGGUGGAAAUGCUGGAUAUAGCAACCAUCAGAGAUGUCAGAACCGGGGUCUAUGCUAAACUACCAAAGGAUCCUAAAAUAAGGAACGUGGUGUUGAUCGGCUCUCAGGGUUCGUUGGAAGAGAAGACGGUGACCGUUUGUCAUGGGGUGGACUUCGUGAAUGUUACCUUCGUCAACUUCUGCUGCACCAGAAAGGAAAUAGCUCAGAUGUGGACCGAUGAGUUGUUCGCGUUAGCGUACAAUCUGAACCAGUUCAACAAUCCCACCAUCAAGUUCCUGGAGAAACUGCACACCAAGAUAGUCCUGAAGGCUGAUAAGUCUGGCAAGAUACUUGUCAAAAACAUUGUCCGUCUGUUCGCACAAAACAAAGAAGACAAGAAGAGAGUGGAGAAGGCGCUCAGCGAAUCCGGUCUGCCGACUGGUAAGAACGACACCAUCAGUCAAACAAAGUUCCAGUUCGAGGAUUUCUUCUCUUUCUACAAGAGUCUCACCCAACGAACCGAGGUCCAGAAGAUUUUUAAUAAUCUCACCGGUGGUAAAGCCCACUUGUCAGCCAACCAGUUGGUGGAUUUCUUGAACGAGGUCCAAAGGGAUCCCAGGCUGAACGAGAUCCUUCAUCCAUACGCCGACAUCCAAAGAGCCAAAGACCUUAUAAAGGUCCACGAGUAUAAUAAAUAUCAUCAGCAGAGGUCGCAAUUGACUUUUGAUGGGUUUUUAAGGUUCCUCAUGUCGGAGGACAAUCCUAUAGUGGCUCCGAAUAAAUUGGACCUCUGCGAUGACAUGGACCAACCCUUGGCGCACUACUUCAUCAACAGUUCCCAUAACACGUACCUCACUGGACACCAGAUAACUGGCAAAUCCAGCGUUGAGAUCUAUCGCCAGGGACUUUUGGCUGGGUGCAGGUGUGUAGAGCUGGACUUCUGGAACGGCAGGACGGAGGAGCCGGUGAUCGUUCACGGUUAUACAUUUGUACCUGACAUAAGUGCCAAGGAGGUGCUGGAGGCUAUAGCGGAGAGCGCUUUCAAGACCUCCGAUUAUCCUGUGAUACUCAGCUUCGAGAACCACUGUAACCCUCGCCAGCAGGCCAAGAUAGCCAACUACUGCAGAGACAUCUUCGGUGACAUGCUGCUCGAUAAACCCUUAGAUUCACACCAAUUGGAACCAGGAGGAGAGCUCCCACCACCGAAUCUAUUGAAGAAUAAGAUUAUAAUAAAGAACAAGAAGAAACAUCAUCAUCAUCACAAGAAGGAAGAUGCGAGGGGUUCAGAGAAAGACGCGCUGCCUCAGGGCAACGGAGAGGUGGCUCAUGUGUCGGUAUGUAAGGAAUCUUCGUCCUCGGAGUCAUCAGAGUCUUCCUCGGAGGAGGAAGGCGGGGAGGAGGCUUGCGAGCCGGGGGGUGAAGGGGAGGGGGCUGGAGGGGAACCGGCCAGGGAGACCCACGCGGCGGCUGAGAUUUCAGCGCUCGUGAACUACGUACAGCCAGUGCAUUUCUCAUCAUUUGAAAAUGCUGAGAAAAAGAAUCGCUUCUACGAGAUGUCUUCGUUCGACGAGAAACAAGCCACGACCCUGCUGAAGGAGAAGCCGAUAGAGUUCGUCAACUACAACAAGCACCAGCUGUCCCGCGUGUACCCGGCCGGCACGCGCUUCGACUCGUCUAACUUUAUGCCGCAGGUGUUCUGGAACGCUGGCUGCCAGCUGGUCGCUCUCAACUAUCAGACCUUAGACCUGGCGAUGCAGCUGAAUCUUGGCACCUUCGAGUACAACAGACGCUGUGGAUAUCUCCUGAAGCCUGAGUUCAUGAGGAGGAAGGAUCGGCGCUUGGACCCGUUCGCUGAGAGUACAGUGGAUGGCAUCAUAGCGGGUUCCCUGUCCGUGGCCGUGAUCUCCGGCCAGCUGCUGACUGAACGUCGCACGGGGACCUACGUGGAGGUGGACAUGUUCGGACUGCCGGCGGACACCGUGAGGAAGAAGUACAGGACGAGGACCGUCCCCAACAACGGCAUCAAUCCCGUCUAUGAUGACGAGCCGUUCGUCUUCAAGAAGGUGGUACUGCCUGAGCUGGCGAUGGUACGUAUCGCGGCUCACGAGGAAGGCGGUAGGCUCGUGGGACAUCGCGUCCUGCCUGUGUUGGGCCUUUGCCCUGGAUAUAGACACGUAGGGCUUCGGACCGAGCUAGGGCUGCCGCUACCCGCCAGUCUGUUGUUGCAUGUGCAAGUAAAGGAUUAUGUUCCCGGUCGUCACAGCGAGCUCGCGAAAGCUUUAGAGAAUCCAAUCAAGUAUCAGACGGAUAUGGAACGACGAGCUCACCAGCUGGCCGUACUCACAGAUGACACGGAAGAACCGCGAGCGGAGGCGCCGCCCCCGCGACCGACACGCGUUCUCGGCAUCGGAAACAAAAAUGUCGAUGGUAGUCCCAUCAAAACUGCUGUCGAGAAAAAGGACAAUGAAAUAGCGACUGUAGCGACGGAACCCGAAAAAAUACUACCAGAGGAGAGCGAAAGUAAAUUCAACGGCGGCAACGAAACGCAGGAAGAUAUAAACAAGACGUUGGAGGAGUUGCUGAAUAGCAAGAUAGUUAAGGAGAAGAAGGCGGACUUAGCGAGGAAACUGGACGCGCUGAGGAGGAAGAACACCAAGCCUCGACCAGUCGCCGCCAAGUUCUUUGUGAAGAGACUAUCCACGAGGAACAUGGCGGAGGAGACGGAGGAUGGUGGCGGAGCUGAAGCGGAAAGAGAGCUGCGGCUGCGCUACCACCACGCCAUAUACGCUGCUCUGGACAAACAGCUGAGGCUGGAUCACCACCACCAGAUGAAACACCUCACCGAGUCGUUGGACCUCCAAAAGAAGGAGAUAUUGAAUCGGUUGGCGAGUUCCAGGAGGGAGGAUGUGAAGACACUGGCGAAGAGUGCGCGGGACAAGGACGAACUACUGAGGAGGAAGAGGGAGAUAGACUCAGAGUCCGUGAACCGCGGCGUGACGGAAUGCUCCCGCCUGGAGAAAGCACACAAGCUGAGCUGCGAACAGCUCUUACACGCACACGAGAGACUGCGCGCUGCGCUGCUCAAACAUCGCGACCAGGAGUUGCAGGAGUUGAAGCAGCUGUGUGGCGGCUAGUCCGCCGGCCCUCGCCCCCGGCCUUCGCCCCCUCCCCAGAACAUCUGUGCGCCAGUGCGUGUUAAUUUCCUUUAGGUAUCUGUGAUAUUACCUCCUAAGGAGCUAAGCGGGUAACCUCUGGCCUCCGCAAUCUCAUAGUUUUAGUUUCGUUCUAUAGCGUUAGUGCCGAGUGACGUCAUCGGAGCCCCCAAACAUAACUCGCUGUUGCAUUUAACUUUACACCCGUCGUCUGAUAUGAAUCAACAUGGACGCGCUAGUCAAUGGGACAUGAAAAGUAUUUUAGCACAAAUAAAACACAUACUACCCUCACCUACUAGCAGGUCGCCCUGUACGAGGAUCGGUAACUUGCAAACAUACCGUUUCAAAGCACGAGAGGUAUAUAAAGACAUGAUCUUAAAUCGUGAUAAAUAUACCGUCGAAACGUUAGUUUGACUCGAUGUCACAGACUCGUACUAGGGAUACAGACUAUAAAUACAGCCACACCCACAAGACUAAAACAGUAUAACAGAAUCGUGUGAACUGAACGCACACGCCUGAAGCACAAAUAUUAUACAGUUGAAUGCUGUCUACGGUUUUCAUUUCCCCAUAUAUGUUAGUUCCCACACAGGUGAUCGCCAGCCAACAUUCCACUGUGAGUCUAGUCGUUCAACAGAUCUGAGUGAGACGAGUGAUUUAUGUUAAGACAACCGUUUGUGUUAAACCCUAAGCCAGCCACGGACCGAUCUCGUUUGUUUGUCGAAGGGAAUAUUUAAUGAUGAUGUUGCUGUUUAUAUGAUUGCUCAAUCGCUUUAACUCGCGACGCGGCGUCGCGGCGCUGCCGUCACAUUUUAAUUUAUGUCUUAAAAUAAUAUUUCUAUGGAGGACGUUUAUCAUAUUAAUAUAUAUUGUUUUCAGUACAUACGUUUGAUAUAUUUAAAAUAUGGCGUCACGUACUUAAAUAAUUAUAGUUUCUCUUCAAUGUUAGCGUCUACGCGGUUUCCCUUCUGUUUAGAUUUAAGGCAUUAGUUAGUGAAGUUCCGUUGGAUGUUUUCGAUCCGUUCGUUCGUUCGAUGAGCCUGGCGGGGCUGAGCUCGGCGGAACUACACUAGCCGAGUGCGUCGUCGAGACCGUGCAAUAACGAAUGAUGAAUAAAUCGAUUAUUGGUAAUCGAUUCCAUCACAAUCCAAGUGCCAUGCCGUUGAAGACCUUCGUACGUUAGGACUUUUCCAAUGUAUAGUAGAUGAAUAAAGUUUUUUAUAAAUAUUUCUCGUGCCGUCGGAUCUGUUAUUUUUUAAACGUAACGUUUUGUACACCUUAAGAAGCCACGAAUCAAAACAGGGAAUCUCUUACUAUACAUCUCUAUAGAAACACGUUUGUAAUCUGUAGCACUUAUAUAUUGUAUAGUUCGUUCGUUCUUUCUGUCGUUCUUUCGUUCACUCGUUCACUAGUUGAAUGAUGUAGGUUAAAGUAAGUCAUAGAGGAAGCCUUGUACUUGUAAGCAGUUGAUGUUUCGAUUUAGCUGAGAGUAGUUGUUGAUGCGGCCGAUAGACGAAUAUAUAGCGGAAUAAAGUUAAGUAAAUGAUGCGGCUCAUAAUGUUACUAGACAAGAAUAAUAUUCAGUUUAGAAUCAGCUGGUAGUGUUGUAAAGUUGAAGAACAUCGGUAGACAUCGGUAGUGACAGUCACGGAGGUAGUUGGUAGGUGAAUGUUAUGAGUAGUUCGCGCCACCUCUUGCCAUGUGUCACUGUAUGUAUGUCAGUUUGUUCCCAUAUACCUCAGAAUUAUUUGAAAUUUCGGCCUAAAUUAUAUGUUUAAUGAGAUACAUAUAUCCUCAAUGUAACUCGCACUCGACGAUUCCAGUUCGGUUUUGUUUUUCCUGAUAACAGCUCGUUGGAUAUAUCAAAUAAUGGCAACACUGUCAUAAUAUACAUGAGGUUUGUUCAAAAUACGCACAUGUGAUGUGAUUUAAAUAAAAUUAGUAGAAACUUCAUUGAUCCGAAUGAUCUCUUAUAGUAAGGCGCGUUCACACUGACCGCGUCUAGUACGGCUCAUGUUCUAAGGUGUAUGGAUAUCGUGACUGCUUUAUAACAUCUGUGUAAACUAGGUUGAAUCUCCACAGUUCAAGGUCGAAACUUGUAUGUCUCGUAAUUAGUGAUACCUUUGCCAAUUAGUCCCCUAAGAAUCGUAUCGUAGUGAGCAGCUUUUAUUUGCUUCUGAUAUAUUUAAUUGUAAAGAUAAUAAAAUGAUAUAUAUGGACUAAGAAUUGAUACUUUUUUCUAUAUAAAUAUAUUUUUUCUCGUUAAAACGUGGUAGGCAUAUGGUAUAUGGUUAUAAAACUAUAUUUCAACCCUGGGAACGUCUUUAGGUCCGAGUUCAGAUUCUAACUUAGCACCAUGAUACACGAUUUCUGAACGAAGAUACGCCAAACUGUCGGUGUUUAAGUUGUUGAUCAGAACCCGUGCUAAGGACAUAAUUUUUCUUAUAUUUUCUCUAACAUAAGAGCAAUAUUGAAUUUAAAUUGAAAAUACAAUGACGCGAUAAGGAUUCGAACUAGCGACUUGUGCGCUCAGUGCGGGUUAGCGUCGGCACCCUACAUACUACAUGAACUGGUUUUCAUUAAUAAAAUACGCACAUAAUAUUUAUUUAGGUCAUUGAAUGAAAAACGGGAGACGCUUGGUAUGUAGUGUGACGUGCAAACAUGUGCUAGGCACACUGGAAUACGUUUGUUCUCGAUGACUUAUCAUUGUAUGUCAUCCGUACAAAUAUUGUUAUGUGAAGUUUAAUUUUAUUUAUUUAUUAUCUGAAAACUGUGUAACUGUACCGCGAAAACUAACUUUUUAUAAAAAGAAAAAUGUUAAUUUGCACAAAAAUAUAAAUAAAAUUAUAAUAAGUAAGUUAAAAGAGUCGGUGAAUUUGUAAGCAUUUGGUAAAAAGGUCUUUCAUCCUACUUCCUACCACAUUAAAAAUCUACUUUUGAAUCUUUUUAGAUGUUGGAAUAUAAAAACAAUUUUUUUAAUAUAUUUGGUCUCGCUAAUAUUCCCCCCUUUUUAAUACAGAUGCUGUAUUUUCAUAAAUCUACAAUAAUGAAUUUCCAUGUUAUCAAAUAUGUUAGAUUUAGUAUGAAAUGCACAUUACUGUAAUAUAGGGAGUUGGCUCCUGGCAAACGAUACAUUAGUAUAAAGGUUUUUCUAAAAGAAUGUAAGUGCAAUAAAUUUUUAAUAUAUAUAAGUAAUGUUCUUAGCGACUUUUCCUUUUAAAUGUUCGUCUUCAAAAAGAAAAAAAACGUUAUCUUACCGCUUCCAUUGUUAUUUAGUAGAUGUAAGAUUUGUUCACUCCGCUUAUAUAUACGACUUUGAUUCAUAAGAGUGAGCUAAAUCAAGAUAAAUCAACAUAUAUAUAUGUAUAUGUUCCCAAUAACAGGAACAUUGAUAAUAACACUAAGCGGAGUGUAACUAGUGAUUGGCACAUUUCUUAUGAUAUACUUCUAAGUAUUUCGAAAUGGGUUGUGAGUAAGGAAGGGCUUUUGCACGUUAUAUUUAGGGAUUUUAAUAUCACGGGCCGUCUAGUUUUUAUAUUAUCUGUGGAUAUCGUCAUUCAUGUCAUCAAAUACAUGUUAUGUAACCUCAAAUAAUAACCACAGAGUAUAAAUUAAAUGGUUUGUUUUUUUUUAUCUAUAUUAUUUUUUGUCUACGCACUGUAUAGUUUAGGAUUAAUCUUUAUUAAUGCUUUGUUUUUUUAUAACGUCAAAUCGACUAACACGUUUGUCUAUCAUAUAUAUAUUUAUUUGUAAAUAAAACAUGUGUCGGAUGAUUUAUUUGUUUAUAUAUAUAUUAAUUAAUAAAAAAUCAAAUAUUCAAGGCAUGUAGUGAUAUCGUAAAGACAUCUAACACUUAACGUUAUUGAUAAAAGUCAUCUCAACUGCCAAUACAAUGUUUUUGUACUUAUUCGAAUAUAUUAUACGUUAUUUAGUUCAUAGAUUUAUUAAUUAUGUGGAGCUUUUAUUUAUUGUUUUUUUUUUUCAAUCUCGGAUUGUAUUCUGUAGUUUUUAUGAACAAGUAACUUCUGUGUAAUAUCACACUCGUGUAAUUGUUUUAGGCGAUGUUGUUUUGUUUCUUUGUUUGUUAUUCUCCUGGACGGCUCUCACUCUGUAUAGUUCUAGUCAUUUUUAAUUCCUGUGUUGUAUGAAUCCUCGUAUGCCAGCGUCCGUAGACAAUAUACCCAUUAUUAAUGUUACGUAUCUAUUAUAUGGAAACUUAUCUAUAAAAUUUGAUGUCUGUUC